This is a messenger RNA of Galeopterus variegatus (Sunda flying lemur), 1109 nucleotides long. RefSeq lists its product as uncharacterized. The transcript is spliced from 3 exons. NCBI's taxonomy places the organism in Eukaryota, Metazoa, Chordata, Mammalia, Dermoptera, Cynocephalidae. The record is from RefSeq and is a predicted model, not a curated record. Gene Ontology annotation, biological process: sodium ion transmembrane transport. The coding region runs from base 114 to 1109 and encodes 331 amino acids. Gene Ontology annotation, molecular function: ligand-gated sodium channel activity. Gene Ontology annotation, cellular component: membrane.
UACUUCCCAGUACUCCUGGGCUCGCCUGCCCUCAGGAGCUCUCCUCCCUUUGGAAAACUUCCAGCCCAGACUCCACCUCUGCUCCUCCCCUGCCCUGCUCACCUUUAAUUGAGAUGCUAAUGAGCCUUCUGUUGCUUCCAUCCCUGGCUGGCGGGAGGGCUCCCUGUCCUGGCUGCUGCACCUGUCAGGUGAGGGGGAGGAGAGGCUUGGCUACCAGAUUCAACUGGAAAGGAACCGUCCCGGCCCAGCCGCGACCUGGGAGUAGGGAGCGGGAUGCGGCCCAGAUCUCCUGGAUCCCCGGUAGAGAGGGAGUCAGGACACAGCUCAAGGACAGGGCCAGAAACAGGAGAGGGCCUAGACUGAGAGGGGGAAGAGGAAGAGAGGCAGAACCAGAGAGCCUGGCGCAGGAGAGGAGGCAAGAGCACCAGGGAAGGGGCCUGAAGAGGGGCAGAAGGCAGACGGACAGAGGGAGUGACAGGCAGCUCAGACGCAGAGGUCCUGGAGGAGGAAGAGCAAAGCCGGAGACUGAGUGCUCUGCAGACAGAAAGGGAGGUGCUGGGACGGAAACCAAAAGGUGGCCUCAUCAGGGAAGUGCAGGCCACUCCAGAGAAGCCCAGCUCCAGCCUCUGGCAGUGCUCAUGAAGGGGGACAAGCGCGAGGAGCAGGGGCUGGGCCCCGAACCUGCGGCCCCCCAGCAGCCCACGGCAGAGGAGGAGGCCCUGGUCGAGUUCCACCGCUCCUACCGGGAGCUCUUCCAGUUCUUCUGCAGCAACACCACCAUCCACGGCGCCAUCCGCCUGGUGUGCUCCCAGCACAACCGCAUGAAGACGGCCUUCUGGGCCGUGCUCUGGCUCUGCACCUUCGGCAUGAUGUACUGGCAGUUCGGCCUGCUGUUCGGAGAGUACUUCAGCUACCCCGUCAGCCUCAACAUCAACCUCAACUCGGACAAGCUUGUCUUCCCCGCUGUCACCGUCUGCACCCUCAACCCCUACAGUUUUGGAGGUUGGGAAGUCCAAAGUCCAGGGUCAUACCUGGUGAGGACCUUCCUGUUGGUGGGGAUGCUCUACAGAGUCCAGUGGCGAUGCAGGGUAUCACAUAGCAAGAGCUGA